This is a messenger RNA of Naegleria fowleri, 2562 nucleotides long. RefSeq lists its product as uncharacterized. Lineage: Eukaryota; Heterolobosea; Eutetramitea; Acrasida; Naegleriidae. The coding region runs from base 1 to 2562 and encodes 853 amino acids. The transcript is spliced from 2 exons. The record is from RefSeq and is a predicted model, not a curated record.
AUGUCGAUACUACUGCCCUCACAAAAUCCUCCUCAUCGAUCGGAAUUGGAGACUGGUGUGUUUGUGGAACAGGAGAUUUUCAAACUAGGAAAGAAAAUUCAAUGUUUCAAUUUGAAAAAUCAACACAAUGAUGAUGAAACAAUAACCGUGUUGGACGAGCCCAUGCUUCAACAACAAUUGAAUGAAUUGCAAGCCAAAGAAGAUCUUCCUCUCUCUCCGAAUGUUUAUAACAUGCUCUACAAUUUGAAUAUCAUAGAAAUUGAAGAAUAUACCAUUAACGAUAUAAUUCUAUUAAAUCAUGAUGAAAAGACUCUUCGUAUGGAUCAAUUGUUUGAUUGGAUGGAACGAAAAAUCCAUCAAGAUCAAGAGAAAAUGAUGAACUAUUUAAUUCAACCAAAGAAAGUUUUGGAACAAGGAGAGAAGGAUGCAUUUGAACGUGUGCGCCUUGGUGCCAUUUGUUUGAGGAAAGUCAUGGAGUACAUUGAUCCUAUUUUGUUUUCUUGGAUUUCCGGAUUUAAAGAUUUUGAAGAAUUUCGAUCCUUCUUUGGCGAUUUUGUGAGUUUGUGUUUUUUACCUGAAACAGAGGAUGCAUCAUAUACAUCCACAUUACAACUAGUUUUGGAUCUCUAUUGGAAAGAACAAUAUUACACUUGUUUCUCUGUGGGAAUUACUUUUUUAGAAAGAGUAUUGGGUGAUUUGCUUUUACUCACAAAAAAGAAAACAAGUAAUGACUCGAACACUAGCUCGGACGAUGUAACCAAUCUCGUCGAAAACUUUCGAGAGCUUAAAAUCAAUGAAUUACUCAUGGUAGAAGAAAUCGAGUUAAUUCUUGGAAAAGAAUUUGUAUUUAUUUUCAGAUGCUUUUCUGGGCCAUUACAAGGUUUAAAUCUUAGAAAUGUUGUUUGGCAUGGAUUUUUAGAUUCAACACACUUUUCCAGAUCAUUUUCAUCAUUUCUCAUUGUAUUGAUUAUUACACUUGCAAAAAGAGAGUCCGUGAAAAACAUUCUUCAAACUUCGAACAAAAUGAGAAGAUCAUUUAACAUGAUGAUGGACAUUCCACCAGGUUCAGGAAAUCCAUGUAGAAGCAAGAUUUCAAAUUAUUUGCUAAAUGAUGAAAAUGCCCAACAGCAAGUUGAACGUCUCAUUGAUUCGAGCUACUUUAUUCCAUUCAGAAGUAAGAAGGAUUGGAAGCUUUCUUUGUCUUACUAUCGACAGGGAAAUUUCUAUCUGAGUUUUGUGUUACUUUUUCCUCACUUGGAACAUGCUUUGCGACGACUCUUUGCCUUUUCAAACCAAAACUUUGUGAGACUUUUUUCUGCUGAAACAGAUCAAGUUUAUACAACAUUUGAUGAAAUUUUACAUCCAAGUUUGGACUAUGAAACAAGUACAGAUCUCACUGAUGGAGAAGCUGUUUCAUCAGUUUGGACUUUUGAAUCAAGAAAUAGAGUGAUUGAAGAAAUGGGAGAGGAAUUAAUGUUGUCUCUUUUUGACAUUCUCUUCUUUAAGGAUGGUCCAAGAAUUAGAGACAAGUUAUCACAUGGAGUUGUUGAUCCAGUGACAGUUAAUAAGAAGGUCAAUAAUUUGUGUGAACAAGUCAUUACUAUUGCAUUAUGCAUGGUUUAUAGAUAUUCCAUAUUACCACCUUCCCAAGUUAACCCUAUCAACAAUAACAGUGGCAACACUCAUCAUGUCAACUGCAGUACUCGAUUAUUCGAUUAUCUUCAUGAAGCAUCUUCUCAAUUUACCUUUCAAAUCUACCACCCACAAAUGAGCCUGCUCAAUGAAUUUGAAACAACUGUGAAGAAGUUCAAAACAUUUUCAGAGAACACUCUCUCAAAGGCUUGGGAAUAUAGAUUUUCAAAUAACUUGACGAAACAUCUCUUCGUAAAAUAUCCUCUUGAACGAGGAGAGAAACGAUUUGUGGUAAGGGAGUCUUCAGAUCUAGAGGAAUUAAUUGAAGUUUACAAUAACAGGAUGGAAAGAAUGGGUCAUGAAUCUGUUGUGUACAAUUCUCUAUUCCUUAAGAAUUCACAUAUUUCUAAUAUUUUAAAGCUGAAAGCAGAUGAAUCAGUUCAGAAUGUUUGUAUAGACAGAUUUAUUGACGAGUUUAAACAACUUUCCAAGACAAAGUUUAAACCUCGCCUACCUCUUACCUUUUGUGGAAAAUGUGGAAACACGCAAUCCAUUGAGUUCACAAAAAUUUAUAGAUUGACUGACAUUUUAAAACAUUCUGGACUCUAUCUUGACGAAGUACAUAAUUCAUUCAUCGAUCUUGAAAACGUAGUUUUGAGUAGAACUGCUUUUUCAAGACAUCGUAAGCGCUUUGUAAAAGUUGUGGAAAAUAUGUAUGAUUUUUAUUUAAACUUUAUGGCCGUUUUAAUGGCUGUGGAAUUUCUUUAUCUUAGCCCAGUUAACAAGGAAGAGUUGGACGAGAGAGGAAUAGUACUUCGAUUGAGCAGAGCUGCUCCAUCUUCGAUUAAGGCCACCACUUAUGAGAAAAUCGAAAAACUUAAUUCAGAAUGGAAAUCUUACGUUGAUAAGUCACGAAGACAAUAUUAUUAG